Messenger RNA from Dothidotthia symphoricarpi CBS 119687, 1859 nucleotides. RefSeq names its product glycosyltransferase family 22 protein. The transcript has 3 exons. The record is from RefSeq and is a predicted model, not a curated record. Gene Ontology annotation, biological process: protein N-linked glycosylation. Gene Ontology annotation, cellular component: endoplasmic reticulum membrane. NCBI's taxonomy places the organism in Eukaryota, Fungi, Ascomycota, Dothideomycetes, Pleosporales, Dothidotthiaceae. Gene Ontology annotation, molecular function: alpha-1,6-mannosyltransferase activity. The coding region runs from base 144 to 1859 and encodes 571 amino acids.
AGCAGAGGACACGUGAUUGGCUGACUGACGUAUGGGAGCUCCACACGGGGACUUCUCUCAACUGUUGUUUCAUCGUCGACAACACCGUCAUCCCACCAUCUCAGUGGUUUAGGGCUCCAAAGUCCGUUGAAACUGUAAAAGCUAUGCCUUUCCUUGCGUGGCCUUUCUACCUCCUCAUCCCAACAUUCAUUCUCGUCCAUCUUUUCGUCUCGCCGUACACGAAAGUCGAGGAAUCGUUCAAUAUUCAGGCAAUUCACGAUAUCUUGAUCCACGGCAUUCCGACAGAGAACUAUGAUCAAUUUCUUACCGCAAACUAUGAUCAUGUCUCGUUUCCUGGAAGCGUGCCGAGAACGUUUGCUGGAGCCUUGGUUUUGAGUGGACUGUCGAGACCUUGGGUUGGCCUGUUCAGUUCCACUGCUCAAUUGCAGCUACUAGUUCGAGGUGUGCUUGGUCUACUCAACGCAGCGGCCCUCAUUGCCUUUGGCAGAAGCGUACAGACGGCCUUCGGGACGAGUGCGGGCAUUUGGUAUGCUCUGUUCCAGGCGAGCCAGUUUCAUGUCAUUUACUACGCAUCACGAACGCUGCCAAAUAUGUUUGCUUUUAUCUUCAGAGGUAAUCUUGCGUUACGGAGUCUCCUCAACGCGUAUGCGCUUCCCUGGAAUGACCGGAAAGGGUACCGUUUGGGUCUAUAUCUACUAACCAUUGCCGGCAUCGUUUUUCGCUCUGAGCUUGCUAUUCUAGUCGGCACCAUUACAACUUACCUAUUUCUGACGCGGGGAAUCUCCAUUACAAGGAUCAUCAUUCCAGCAGGACUUGGAGGUGUGGUCAUCGGGUUGCUUUGUACCGUACCACUGGACUCCUUCUUCUGGCAGUCUUUUCCACUAUGGCCUGAAUGGACUGGGUUCUAUUACAACACCGUUCUAGGACAUUCGGCGGACUGGGGUGUGUCACCAUGGCAUUACUACUUCCUGAACGCACUGCCGCGACUACUUCUGAACCCGGCAACAUAUCUACUCUGUAUACCAGUUGCUCUUCUCAAUGUAGCAACUCGAAGACGAAGCCUAGAUCUGCUCGUCCCUAUGCUGACCUUCAUUGGACUGUACAGCUUCCUUCCACACAAGGAAUGGCGCUUCAUCAUCUAUGUGAUUCCUGGCUUUACAGGUAUCGCCGCGGCUGGAGCAUCCUGGAUCUGGACUAGAAGAGGGAAGUCGCUCGUCUACGCUGUUCUCAGUCUUGCCCUUGUAGGAUCAGUCUUGGUCUCUUUUGCCGCCUCCACCGCAAUCCUUGCCAUCUCUAGUUUGAACUACCCCGGAGGCGAGGCACUUGGUGUGCUCCAUCAUGGGUUCUACCACCCAUCAAACCAGCAAUUCAACGUCCAUUUUGGCAACCUCGCAUGUCAGACAGGUGUUACACGUUUCCUCGAGAGCCACAGGGGAUCGCAAACAGUGCUUGAUGUGUUAGAAGCACAGUCUACUAUUCAGAAGAGGACCUGGGUGUAUGACAAGACUGAAGACCCGUCGGCCCUCCUGGAUCCAAUGUUCUGGACCAAAUUUGACUAUGUCCUCGCGGAGAGCCCGGAAACGGUUAUAGGGAGUUGGGAAGUAGCCCACGUUGUGUACGGGUUUGGGGGAGUAAAGUUGCUGAAGCCUGGGCAGGAGAGUGGCUCGCCAGUUGAGCCACUGUAUGGUGAUGAUAGCAGACGGGUGAGGAUGGGCGAGGACUGGACCUCAGAGGUUGCAAAGGCCUGGCAUUACUUGGAAGGGCUGCUGAGAAACCAGGUGCUGCGCGGGUAUUGGGUCGAGGUGCGGAUGGAGCCCAAGAUCCGCAUUCUGUUCAACCAGAUGAAGCAUACACUGUAG